GGCCGGUGACACAUGCGAAUAGACACCGACGACUAACUAAGACGAUCAACCGACGACAACCUAGAAUGAUAUCACUCCCGUCCUUUUAAGGGGAAGGAUCGUGGGUCAUCUGGUAGUCUGAGAUUACGUGUAUAUUCAGAUGCAUUAUUAACAACUGUGAGAUGCUAUGCAUUAUGGGUAAGACAAAAAUCUCAGGUCUGUGUAUAUUGAUUGCCAUAUCUAUAUUUAUAUUCCUCGUACAGUAUGGAGUGCUCAACAAAGAUUUGAUAUUAACACGGGAUAGGUCUGAUAAUAAAGUGGCAGUUGACAAAUCGCAGCCUAAUCCCAGGGAUGUUGAUUUAAUAAGACAGAGAGAAGAGAAAAUAGAAGAAACUGUUUCACCAGAACACGUUGCACUCAAUACUAUGGAAGAUUUGGAAAACAUUCAGCGUAAACGGAAACUACACGUGAAUCAAAUAUGCAAACAAUAUCCUGAAUUAAUGAGAUGGAACAACAGUAUAUAUGAUAAUCUACUGGUAGACGAUACUUACAAGAUUAUAUACUGUGCAGUACCUAAGGUUGCUAACUCGAAUUGGCGCAGAGUUUUUCUGGUUUUAAGAGGCUCAUUCAAUAACGUGUCAGAAAUAACGAAGAGUGUUUAUAAAUACAAAUACAAAACCCUAAAAGAUUACACAGUUAGGGAAAGACAAAUUCGUCUUCAAACGUACACUAAAUUUAUGUUUUCGAGGCACCCUUUUACAAGGAUUCUAUCGGCAUAUAAAGAUAAAUUUGAAGAGGAUCCUGAAAGGAAUUACGUGGAAAAGUACACUUCUUUAGUGAACAAAGCAAACAAAAGUGAAAAUCUGAAUAGAAAAUUUAGUUUUCAGAAUUUCGUGACAUUUUUAUUAUUAUAUAUACAUAGAUUUGACAAUCACUGGAAUAUAAUCACUUCCUACUGCUCUCCGUGUAACAUUCACUACGACUUUAUUGGAAAAUAUGAAACCUUGAACGAGGAUGUAGAUUUCAUUUUGAAGAAAAUCAACGUAUUUAGCGUAGUCCAGUUUCCUUCGUACGUUCCACACAGCACAAACAGUUCUUCGAUAGACAUAUUGAGAAGAUAUUACAGCGAGCUCACUCAACAACAAUUGCAAGGACUAUAUAACAAAUAUAAAACGGAUUUCAACAUGUUUGAUUACGAUAUCGAAGAUUAUCUUAACAAUUGA
Messenger RNA from Saccoglossus kowalevskii, 1202 nucleotides. RefSeq names its product carbohydrate sulfotransferase 11-like. Gene Ontology annotation, cellular component: membrane. Gene Ontology annotation, molecular function: sulfotransferase activity. NCBI's taxonomy places the organism in Eukaryota, Metazoa, Hemichordata, Enteropneusta, Harrimaniidae. Gene Ontology annotation, biological process: carbohydrate biosynthetic process. The record is from RefSeq and is a predicted model, not a curated record.